Molecule: messenger RNA, 3131 nt
Organism: Mugil cephalus (flathead mullet)
Lineage: Eukaryota; Metazoa; Chordata; Actinopteri; Mugiliformes; Mugilidae
Gene: pim3
Product: Pim-3 proto-oncogene, serine/threonine kinase
Exons: 6
Coding region: 453-1445 (330 amino acids)
Biological process (GO): regulation of mitotic cell cycle; protein autophosphorylation; negative regulation of apoptotic process
Cellular component (GO): cytoplasm
Molecular function (GO): ATP binding; protein serine/threonine kinase activity
Source: RefSeq, a predicted model, not a curated record
GACCGCGCCAAAGCUCAGACAGCGGACACACUCUUCAGGAUAACAACACGGCGCCGAGGCCCUUUAAACGCACUCCACUGUCGACGCGGCUACAGCGCACGUCGGGGUGUUCGGCGUUUGUUUUGUUUUUUAUUGCCAUCAUUUAAGAGGCUCGUUUUUUCGUCUGAGGUACUUGUGCCGAGACACAGGAGUCAGUUUUGAUGCCGGUUUUCGGGAAGCGGUGUACGACUCGACGGUCGUGACACGACUUUGACGGGCGCGGUGCGGCGGAGUUGGCGCACUGCUGGACUGGAUAUAUAUUACUCUCCUGCAGCCAAGACUGUCCGCGCCACCACUUAAAACCAGCGCCUGAAUUCAGCGUCUCCCUUUUUUUUUUUAUUUUUAUCACUAUAAUCUUCUGACUCUCAGCGGUUGAAUAGGGAUUCUUCUACACCCGGCUUUUCAGCUCGAAUAUGUUGCUGUCAAAGUUUGGUUCAUUUUCGCACAUUUGCAAUCCCUCAAGUAUGGACCAUCUACCAGUGAAAAUACAGCUCCAGCCAGUCAAAGUGGAGAAGGAGCCUUUCGAAAAGGUUUACCAAGUGGGCUCGGUGCUGGGGAGCGGAGGCUUUGGAACCGUGUACGCCGGCAGCCGGAUCUCUGAUGGCGCACCGGUCGCUGUGAAGCACGUUGCAAAGGAGAGGGUGACGGAGUGGGGCACAAUUAACGGAUCUAUGGUGCCUUUGGAGAUCCUGCUGCUGAAGAAGGUCAGCUCGUCUUUUCGCGGAGUUAUCAAAUUGCUGGACUAUUACGAGCGCGCUGACGGCUGGCUGAUCGUCAUGGAGAGGCCGGAGCUCGUCAAGGACCUGUUCGACUUCAUCACCGAGAAGGGCGCCCUGGACGAGGACACGGCCCGGGGCUUUUUCCGCCAGGUUUUGGAGGCGGUCAGACACUGCUACAGCUGCGGCGUAGUACACAGGGACAUCAAAGAUGAAAACCUGCUUGUGGAUCUACGCACCGGGGAGCUCAAGCUUAUUGACUUUGGCUCAGGGGCGAUUCUCAAGGACACGGUCUACACAGAUUUCGAUGGUACAAGAGUCUACAGCCCACCAGAGUGGAUCCGCUUCCAUAGAUACCAUGGUCGCUCGGCGACGGUUUGGUCGCUAGGCGUGCUGCUGUACGACAUGGUGUGUGGAGACAUCCCCUUCGAGCAGGACGAGGAGAUCCUCAGAGGGAGACUGUACUUCAGGAGGAGGAUCUCAGCUGAGUGCCAGCAGCUGAUCAAGUGGUGCCUGGCCCUGCGGCCCUCAGACCGGCCCACCCUGGAGCAGAUAUGCGACCACCCCUGGAUGAGAACGACGGCAGAAUCGCCCAAGUCACCGGAGGAGCCCGUGGCCGGCGACAUCCGCCUCAGGACCAUCGACACAGACUCUUCGUCAAGCACAAGCUCAAGCAAGGAGAGCCUCUGAGCGCGGCUCUGAUGGACUGAAAAGACUUUCUGAAGAAAGACGGGGUGGGGACGGAGGGAGUGAUGUGGACUUAAGGCCAGCAGCCUCGUAGCCCAACUGUUCUGUCAGCAAACCAGGGGCUUGACUCAGCUGGCCCGGCAAGAAAAAUGUACUUUAAUUUUCCUCUUUUGUAGGGAAUUUCUAAUUUAUUACUAUGUGUUCUUCUUUAUCUUAUUUCCCCAUCCCCUCUUUUCUUUCUCUUCAGUUGAUUAUACUCGUUUCCUAAUGGGGAACAUUUUACUGUUUGGGCGGUCUUACCAGCACUAUUUAUUUCUUCCCCCUCCCUUUUUUUUUAGUUUUUUUUUUUUGUUUUUUUUUUUAAGUUUAUCUUACUUGUUUUGUUACUAGGCUGGUAUACAUAUACAGCUGGCAAGGCCUUCCUAUUCAGACAUGGCUGCUCUCAUAGAGCUUGGAGAAAACCUUUUUAUUUAAAUGUUUUAAUUUUGAUUUUGGAGUGCCUUUUUUUGGAAAGCUGCUUUUCUGGGGGGCUUUCAUCAAACAGCUCUGUUUUUUGGAUUUUGCCCUUUUGGCGUGGCGGUCGGGUUGUCUGCGCCGUGAUGGGAGGGGCGCUGGGACUCUUCGGUUCCCCCUCUUCUCUCCAUCACUGCGAGCCAACCGGACCCCCACUCAAGAGGCUAAGUUAGAUAGGAGAGAAGGAGGUGGGGGCUCUUCUGACAAUGGAAUACUUGAAACACACUUGACUCAACUCUGUGUCGCUCUCUUUAACGCUGCUCACUCACUCUGUAGCCUGAACAGGUGUUUGGAAACUGGAUCCUGUCUUUUCUGAAUGUCUACAAAAUGUCACCACACACACACACCUCUCUCUUCCCCCCCCCCACCACCUUUAUCUCUUCCACCCAUGCCUGUUGCGGGGUUUCCAGCCCUCUCGUCUCUUCUUUUUGCCUCCCGCCAACUCACUGCUUGACACUACAUGGCCCCCACCCCCUGGCCUCCCUCAGGGUUUGGGGUGUGAAAUGCACAAUCAAUGCAAUAUUCAUGGACUCAAAUAUGUAUUUUUUUUUUUUUCAACAAAUAUUGUACAGCGUGUAUUUUUCUUUCUCUUUUUUUUUUUUUGUGUGUGUACAUUUUAUUUUCUCCCCACUUGCAUUUAAUUUAUUCGUAAACAUGUAGACAUUCCACACUCUGUGGUUAUUUAUUUAUUUAUUGUCUAUGCUAAAUCUCCCCGAAAAAUUUGCAUAUCCUACUCGGCCUUUGGUUUGCAUUCCUUAUAACUUAUUUUUACAUUUCGACUUUUUUUUUUCUUUUUUUUUUUGAGAUGUUGAGGAUGCACUGACGUAGUUGUCGAUGUAAAGCAGAAUAAAACGUUUACUUAAAUUUGAAAAAGAGCAUUUGAAUGUUAUUUAACUACUUUAAAAAAAAUGAUAUAUAUAUAAAUAUAUAAAGUUAAAAAAAAAAAAGUAUGUUGAAAUGGUUAAGUAUCGGAGAUCCGGUUUCUGUACUGUCGAGAUUAAUUUGAGUUCUAUGGAAAGCUAAACAAUAGGUGCAACAGCUUUCAUGGUUGUCACAUAGCCCCCUCGUCAUUGGAGACCUUUCAGUUUAGCUGUGUGACUUGUGGCUGUGAAGGAUGGAUAUUGCUAUUUUUUGAUACAAAAGUUUCAAUUAAACACCCGUUUUUAUGUACAGAAA